Molecule: messenger RNA, 3280 nt
Organism: Ylistrum balloti
Lineage: Eukaryota; Metazoa; Mollusca; Bivalvia; Pectinida; Pectinidae
Product: serine/threonine-protein phosphatase 5-like
Exons: 14
Coding region: 1-1527 (508 amino acids)
Cellular component (GO): nucleus; cytosol
Molecular function (GO): protein binding; protein serine/threonine phosphatase activity
Source: RefSeq, a predicted model, not a curated record
AUGGCGGACUCAGACAUGCCGAACGCAGAUGGUGACGGGAAGAUCAUCAAAGAGGAGUCUUCACCUGAGCUUAUUGUUACAGUUACUGAAGAUGCAGAAGAUAAAGUGAAAGAGGCAGAAAAACUUAAGGAAAAGGCUAACGAGUUUUUUAAAAAUGAAGAUUAUAAUCAAGCAAUUACAUUCUACACACAAGCAAUAGAACUGAACCCAGAGGUAGCUACAUACUUCUGCAAUAGGAGCUUUGCCUACCUACGAACAGAGUGCUUUGGUUAUGCUUUAAAUGAUGCUGGCCGUGCCCUGCAGCUUGACAGGUCCUAUAUUAAGGCCUAUUACCGACGAGCAUCUGCCAACAUGUCCCUGGGAAAAUACAAGCUAGCACUCAGAGAUCUAGAGACCGUAGUAAAGGUUCGUCCAAACAACAAAGAUGCAAGGGCAAAGUUCAACGAAUGUCAGAAGAUAGUACGCAUGAUGGCUUUUCAGAAGGCCAUAUCAGUUGAGGAUAGCAAAUCUGUGGCAGAGCAGAUUGACCUGGCUGCAAUGAGUAUUGAUGAUGACUAUACUGGACCAAACUUUCAGAAUGGAACAGUUACAGAGCAAUUUGUCAAAGAACUCAUGGCAACAUUCAAAGAUCAGAAAAGUUUACAUAGAAAACAUGCAUACCAGAUUAUCCUGGAGUGUAAGAAAUUGUUUAUGAACCAGCCUGCAUUAGUUGACAUCACAGUACCAGCAGGGGAGAAGUUCACAAUAUGUGGUGAUAUACAUGGACAGUAUUAUGAUCUACUUAACAUAUUUGAAUUGAAUGGACUUCCUUCUGAGAAAAAUCCAUAUCUUUUCAAUGGCGAUUUUGUGGAUCGAGGUUCCUUUUCAGUAGAAUGUAUUCUUCUGUUGUUUAGUUUUAAACUGCUUUACCCAAACCACUUCUUCAUGGCCAGAGGCAACCAUGAGAGCUACACUAUGAACCAAAUGUAUGGCUUUGAAGGAGAGGUAAAAUCAAAAUACACUGCCCAAAUGGCAGACUUGUUCACUGAAGUCUUUAACUGGCUACCGCUGUGUCACUGUAUCAACAACAAAAUUCUGGUAAUGCAUGGGGGAUUGUUCAAAGAUGACAGCAUAACGUUAGAUGAAAUCAGGCAGCUGCAGAGAAAUCGACAACCACCAGAAAGCGGUGCGAUGUGUGAACUUUUGUGGUCAGAUCCACAAUCAGUCUGCGGUCGCAGUGAAAGUAAACGAGGUGUUGGCACAAUGUUUGGUCCUGACAUUACUAAGGCCUUCCUACAACGCAAUAAACUUGAUUACAUUGUGAGAAGUCAUGAAGUUAAACAGGAGGGAUAUGAGGUGGCUCACGAUGGCAAGUGUAUAACUGUGUUCUCCGCCCCAAAUUACUGUGAUACUAUGGGCAAUAAAGGUGCAUUCAUUAACAUCAGAGGUGAUGACUUGACGCCCAAAUUUACAUCCUUCAACGCAGUGCCACAUCCAAAUGUCAAGCCCAUGGCCUAUGCAAGUUCUUUAUUCAGUAUGUUUGGAUGAUGGACCAAUCACUUAGUGACUUAAUACUGUGUGUGAAUCUGUGCAUGACAACUUUGUGAGAGUGAGUCGUUGUCACUAAAUUUUGACUGUCAUGUUCCUGGAGGAUCAGUCUUUGCUGGUGGACCAAGGCAAUAAAAGGAGACUCAAUCCACAGUGGAGGACCAGAAUAGAAAAAGGGGGACUCAAUCUACUCCCUAGGACCAGGGCAUAAAAAGGGGGACACAGACUACUUUAGAGGACCAAGGAAAAAAAGGAGAGGGGACUCAAUCAUCUCUUGUGAAACAGGGCACAAAAACAUGAGACUCCAUCUCACCUAAAGAAUGAGUUGAUUAUAGUGGAGGGUUAGCCAUGCAUAUGUACCUGGUAGUAGUAGUGGUCUCUUACUGCUAGCACGUCACUUAAAACAGAAUGUCACAAAACUGUUGAAAACCUGUCUAGUGCUGUCCUUAAACACCUGUUCAUACUCUUACUAAAUUGGAAAACUCCCAAUAAUAUCCGAUACUUCUGGAUUAUUUUAAAAAUUUGAUGAUAUGUUAAGAUAGAAACCUCUAAAAAUUGGAAAACCGUUUAAGAUAGAAAAGGUACAAUUUUUUUUAACUGAUAAUGUUUUGUUAGGAAGAUUGUAAAUAUGUGUAUUCUGUUUUAACUGUGUUUUAUUCAUUUAAUUUAAAGACAAAUUUAAUAACUACCUGGUAUACUUCGCAUUUUAGUGCUGAAUAAAUCUAGUAUAUCGUUGCAUUAAAUUUGUCUCUGUUAUCCACGAUAGUUUCUACACUGUACUAAACCGAAAGAUUUAAAAGCAGAAUUGGAAAAAAAUCACUAAAUCAUUAGGCAAUGUAAUUUGCUUUUAACUUCAUCAUUGUAAUCAUAGGUGUGGAAAUAUUGGUCUGUGGAAACUAGAAAAUUUCAGAUGAUUAAAUUUAUAUAUAAACCAUAUAGGAAAAUUAUGUUGGUAUAUACAAAAUUUAGACUAUACUAUAUUUUACUGAUGAAUUGCAAUGAGGUGAACUAAUAAAUACACAACAAAAGGGGUGUGAUGGAUCAUUGUUUACACAAUAAAGAGGAGGUGAUGGAUCAUUGUUUACACAAUAAAGGGGAGGUGAUGGAUCAUUGUUUACACAAUAAAGGGGAGGUGAUGGAUCAUUGUUUACACAAUAAAGGGGUGUGAUGGAUCAUUGUUUACACAAUAAAGGGGAAGUGAUGGAUCAUUGUUUAAACAAUAAAGGGGAAGUGAUGGGUCAUUGUUUACACAAUAAAGGGGAAGUGACGGAUCACUGUUUACACAAUGAAGAGGAAAAAGAUGGAUGACAGUAUCACCUUUACUCUUUUCUUGUUAUAAAACAAUGGACUGUUCAGAUACCUGGUACAUGUUCUCGUCAGUGUUGUUCCUUUAAGUAAACUGUGAUUAAUCAUAAGCACAUCUUUUCAUAAACAAGUUCAUGUGUAAAUCCUCUCUACUUGUAGAAUCAAAUUUGGAGUCUAGUCUGUGAAUAACUUCUCUUUUUAAUCUUGAGAAACAGUGUUUAAAAAAAUAUUAUUCAUAUAAGUGUGUGCAGUUGUUGAAUCACUCAGGUCUCAAAUCACCUAUUCUGUGUAGUUUGUCAUAUUAAAACCAUUGAAAGCUGGCAUGUAUGGUGAAAUGAAUCAAUUUGCCGAGCUGUGUAUACAUGAUUGACUAUGGCCAAUGUUUUGUGAUAUUGUUAAAUAGAGUGCUGACCACUUACUCAGAUAUUACUAAUCAAUGAUUACAAAA